GUCUACUAUGAAGCCCGAACCGCUAUUUCCUUAUUUAUAAAUACACAUAUUUCCAUCCACUCUUCAUCAUAAAACUUGCCAAGAUAUUUUUUUUUAUCUUCUUCUUCACAACCAAUUCCCAUUUUCCAUUUUCUUGUAACUAAGCUUGUCGCAGGAUUACAGUGUGUCAUUAUUAUAGGUACAAGAAUGAGGAGCAAUAAAGCAAAUAAGCAAAGCAAAUUCAUCUUCCAAAUCAUUUUCGCACCCAUUAAGAUUCUUAGCAAAGCAAGAGACUUCUACAUGAAGAGCAUGCAAGACUGCGCCGGUAAGAUUGGCUAUGGCGCCGUGACAUUUGGUGGUCCGGCAGUGUCUGAAAGUGUGUACUUGCCUAAGAGUUUCAGUGUCAGUUAUACACAAUCAGGCUCAUGCAACAAUGAGGAAUUGAGACAACUUUUGAGGAGGAGAAGAAGUGUAAUUCAAUCAUCAAAUAUGCAUAUUGCACAAAGAGAGGUAAGGGUAACUACAAUGGUUUCUUGUGAUGAGGGGAGAAGUUACAGCGUUGGGCUGGGGAGGAUUGGAAGAAUUGAUGAAGACAGGCCUUGUUCAUUUAAAGAAGGGGAUGAUAAGGAUGCAGAUUUGUAUCUUAGAAGUAGAAGUCAUGCCCUUAGGAGGAAUAUUGUCUACCAAUAGUGAUUAAUUAGUAAAAUAUGUUACCAAUAUGGAGUCAUUUUUAGAGUUGUGGAUUACUGGUUCAAAUGUUAAAUCACGAAAAUUCUUUGUUAGACUUUAUGAA
Molecule: messenger RNA, 772 nt
Organism: Ricinus communis (castor bean)
Lineage: Eukaryota; Viridiplantae; Streptophyta; Magnoliopsida; Malpighiales; Euphorbiaceae
Exons: 1
Coding region: 187-669 (160 amino acids)
Source: RefSeq, a predicted model, not a curated record